GUGACGCGCAUCCUUAAGCGAGCCACCUGCAGCGCGGGACGCGCCGCUCCUCCGCUCCGGGCGGCAGCGUAGGGCUGGGCCGGUGCGGCCUGGGGACCCGGGGCUCCGGAGGCCAUGCCGGCGUUGGCGCGCCGCGGCGGCCGGCUGCCGCUGCUCGCUGUGUUUUCAAUAAUGAUAUUUGAGACCAUUACAAAUCAAGAUCUGCCUGUGAUCAAGUGUGUGUUAAUCAAUCAUAAGAAUAAUGAUUCAUCAGCGGGGAAGUCAUCAUCGCAUUCCACGGUGCCAGAAUCCCUGGAAGACCUCGGGUGUACAUUGAGACCUGAUCGCGCAGGGGUGGUGUAUGAAGCCACCACUGUGGAGGUGGACAUGUCUGCGUCCAUCACACUGCAAGUGCUGGUUACCACCCCAGGGAACAUUUCCUGUUUCUGGCUUUUUAAACACAGCUCCCUGGAUUGCCAGCCCCAUUUUGAUGUACAAAACAGAGGCAUUGUGUCCAUGGUCAUUUUGAAAAUGACAGAGACCCAAGCUGGAGAAUACCUACUUUUUAUUCAAAGUGAAGCUACUAAUUACACAGUCUUGUUUACAGUGAGUAUAAGAAAUACACUGCUGUACACAUUAAGAAGACCUUACUUUAGAAAAAUGGAAAAUCAGGACGCACUGGUGUGCAUAUCUGAGAGUGUUCCAGAGCCUGUCGUGGAAUGGGUACUCUGUGAUGCACAGGUCGAAAGCUGUAAAGAAGAAAGUCCAGCAGUUGUGAAAAAGGAGGAAAAGGUUCUUCAUGAAUUAUUUGGAACAGACAUAAGGUGCUGUGCAACAAAUGAACUUGGCAAAGAAUGUACCAAGCUGUUCACAAUAGAUCUAAAUAAAACUCCUCAGACCACACUGCCUCAAUUGUUCCUGAAAGUUGGGGAGCCCUUGUGGAUAAGGUGCAAAGCUGUUCACGUGAAUCAUGGGUUUGGGCUCACUUGGGAAUUAGAAAACAAAGCCCUGGAGGAGGGUAGCUACUUUGAGAUGAGUACCUAUUCAACGAACAGAACUAUGAUACGGAUUCUGUUUGCUUUUGUAUCAUCAGUGGGAAGAAACGACACUGGAUAUUACACUUGCUCCUCCUCACAGCAUCCCAGCCAAUCAGCUCUGGUGACCAUCCUAGAAAAAGGAUUUAUAAAUGCUACCAAUUCAAGUGAAGCUUAUGAAAUUGACCAGUAUGAAGAGUUUUGUUUUUCUGUCAGGUUUAAAGCAUAUCCACAAAUCCAGUGUACGUGGACUUUUUCUAGAAAAUCAUUUCCUUGUGAACAAAGUGGUCUUGAAGAUGGUUACAGCAUAUCUAAGUUUUGCAACCAUAAGCACCAGCCAGGAGAAUAUAUAUUUCAUGCAGAAAAUGACGACGCCCAGUUCACCAAAAUGUUCACGCUGAAUAUAAGAAGAAAGCCUCAAGUACUAGCCGAAACCUCAACGAGCCAGGCAUCCUGUUCCUCAGAUGGAUACCCGCUACCCUCUUGGACCUGGAAGAAGUGUUCAGACAAGUCUCCCAACUGCACAGAAGAAAUCACAGAAGGAGUUUGGAAUAAAAAGGCUAAAAGAAAAGUGUUUGGACAGUGGGUAUCAAGCAGUACCCUAAACAUGAGCGAGGCCGUGAAAGGGUUCCUGGUCAAGUGCUGUGCAUAUAAUUCAGUGGGCACAUCUUGUGAAACAAUCCUUUUAAAUUCACCAGGCCCCUUCCCUUUCAUCCAAGACAAUAUCUCCUUCUAUGCAACGAUUGGACUCUGUCUUCCCUUCAUUGUCGUUUUAGUCAUGCUGAUUUGUCACAAGUAUAAAAAGCAAUUUAGGUAUGAAAGUCAGCUGCAAAUGGUGCAUGUGACUGGCUCAUUGGAUAACGAAUACUUCUACAUUGAUUUCAGAGAAUACGAAUAUGAUCUCAAAUGGGAGUUUCCAAGAGAAAACCUAGAGUUUGGAAAGGUACUAGGAUCAGGUGCUUUUGGAAAAGUGAUGAAUGCAACAGCUUAUGGAAUUAGUAAAACAGGAGUUUCAAUCCAGGUUGCAGUGAAAAUGCUGAAAGAAAAAGCAGACAGUUCUGAAAGAGAGGCACUCAUGUCAGAACUCAAAAUGAUGACUCACCUGGGACACCAUGAGAACAUUGUCAAUCUGCUGGGGGCCUGCACACUUUCAGGACCUGUCUACUUGAUUUUUGAAUAUUGUUGCUAUGGUGACCUUCUCAACUAUUUAAGAAGUAAAAGAGAAAAAUUUCACAGGACAUGGACGGAGAUUUUCAAGGAACACAAUUUCAGUUUUUACCCCACUUUCCAGUCACAUACAAGUUCCAGUAUCCCUGGUUCAAGAGAAGUUCAAAUACACCACGACUCAGAUCAGGUCUCAGGAUUCAAUGGGAAUUCAAUUCAUUCUGAAGAUGAAGUUGAAUAUGAAAACCAGAAAAGACUGGAAGAGGAAGAGGACUUGAACGUGCUUACACUUGAAGAUCUUCUUUGUUUUGCAUAUCAAGUUGCCAAAGGAAUGGAAUUUUUGGAAUUUAAGUCGUGUGUUCACAGAGACCUGGCAGCUAGGAACGUACUGGUCACCCAUGGGAAGGUGGUGAAGAUAUGCGAUUUUGGGUUGGCUCGAGACAUCCUGAGUGACUCCAACUACGUUGUCAGGGGCAAUGCCCGGCUGCCUGUGAAGUGGAUGGCUCCUGAGAGCUUAUUUGAAGGGAUCUACACAAUUAAGAGUGAUGUCUGGUCAUACGGAAUAUUACUCUGGGAGAUUUUCUCACUUGGUGUGAACCCUUACCCUGGCAUUCCGGUUGAUGCUAACUUCUAUAAACUCAUUCAGAGUGGAUUCAAAAUGGAUCAGCCAUUUUAUGCUACAGAAGAAAUAUACUUCAUAAUGCAAUCCUGCUGGGCUUUUGACUCAAGAAAACGACCGUCUUUCCCUAACCUGACUUCAUUUUUAGGAUGUCAGCUGGCAGAUGCGGAAGAAGCGAUGUAUCAGAACACAGAUGACCCUAUCUUGGAACGUCCUUCCAGCUACCAAAACAGGCGGCCCUUCAGCAGAGAGAUGGGCUCAGAGCCUCCAUCUGCACAGGCUCAGGUUGCAGAUUCAUAGAGAAGCAAGUUAAGUCCUCAGGACUUAACUUACACCUUACACCACCUUAAACAGGCUGUAGAUUACCAAAACGACUUUACUUUCAUCACUAAAAAAAAAUAUAUUACCAGCUGCUGCUUCGCUGGACUUUUCUCUAGAAGCUGUCUGCCAUUACUCUCGUUUUCAAAGGGACUUUUGUAAAAAUUGAAUCAUCUAGUGUGCAAGGCAGGGAGAGCCCUUGCCCACCUUCCAAAGACCGUGCCAGGCGUGAGUGCAAAUCGCGUGCCUGAAGUCCAGUAUCUUCUUGUAAAUACAUAAAACAGAGCGUUUUGCUAAGAAGAAGCUAAUAUGAUUUUUUAAAAUCUGUUUUAAAAUAAUAUGUAACUUUUUCAGCUAUUUAGUGAUAUAUUUUAUGAAUGGAAAUAAACUUUCUACUAUAGAAAUAUCGCUGUUGAAUUAUUUACGUGAGAUAUUUGGUAUAACACUUACCUGGAGUUCAUGAAGUUGUGCAC
This is a messenger RNA of Castor canadensis (American beaver), 3587 nucleotides long. RefSeq names its product fms related receptor tyrosine kinase 3 (gene Flt3). Gene Ontology annotation, molecular function: transmembrane receptor protein tyrosine kinase activity; growth factor binding; ATP binding. NCBI's taxonomy places the organism in Eukaryota, Metazoa, Chordata, Mammalia, Rodentia, Castoridae. Gene Ontology annotation, biological process: cell surface receptor protein tyrosine kinase signaling pathway; multicellular organism development; cytokine-mediated signaling pathway. Gene Ontology annotation, cellular component: plasma membrane; signaling receptor complex. The record is from RefSeq and is a predicted model, not a curated record.